Molecule: messenger RNA, 10563 nt
Organism: Lepus europaeus (European hare)
Lineage: Eukaryota; Metazoa; Chordata; Mammalia; Lagomorpha; Leporidae
Gene: CHP1
Product: calcineurin like EF-hand protein 1
Exons: 10
Coding region: 147-734 (195 amino acids)
Molecular function (GO): calcium ion binding
Source: RefSeq, a predicted model, not a curated record
ACACCGCCCCUCGGUUCCCUCCCGGGUCCGCCGUAGAAACGCUGCCCUCUCCCUUCUUGACCCCUGUCCCUGCUUUCCCUCCCUCCUUUUCUCCUGCCGCCGUCGCCUCAGGCGCCCGUGCUCCCUGCGGAGCUCCCGGCUCGGGGAUGGGGUCUCGGGCCUCCACGUUACUGCGGGACGAAGAGCUCGAGGAGAUCAAGAAGGAGACCGGCUUUUCCCACAGUCAGAUCACUCGCCUCUACAGCCGGUUCACCAGCCUGGACAAAGGAGAGAAUGGGACUCUCAGCCGGGAAGAUUUCCAGAGGAUUCCAGAACUUGCCAUCAACCCACUGGGGGAUCGGAUCAUCAAUGCCUUCUUUCCAGAGGGAGAGGACCAGGUAAACUUCCGUGGAUUCAUGAGAACGUUGGCACAUUUCCGACCCAUUGAGGAUAAUGAAAAGAGCAAAGAUGUGAAUGGACCAGAGCCACUCAACAGCCGGAGCAACAAACUGCACUUUGCUUUCCGAUUAUACGAUUUGGAUAAAGAUGACAAGAUUUCCCGUGAUGAGCUGUUACAGGUGCUGCGCAUGAUGGUUGGAGUGAAUAUCUCAGAUGAGCAGCUGGGCAGCAUCGCAGACAGGACCAUCCAGGAGGCUGAUCAGGAUGGAGACAGUGCCAUAUCUUUCACAGAAUUCGUUAAGGUUUUGGAGAAAGUGGAUGUAGAACAGAAAAUGAGCAUCCGAUUUCUUCACUAAAGGACAGAGACCAAAUUGUUCCUUGCUUUCUCGUAUUUAAGAACUGGAACCUAAGAGUCCUUCUGUCCACCAGCUCCCCCUAAGCCCCAUCAUUCCCCUUCCUAAAGUACUACUGCUGUUGCAUGACUACCCCAAAUACGUUCUGUUAACACAAACCUGCCUUUGGUGUAUAAACAGGGCAUUACACAACGGUACACCCAGUCUGUUUCUGUUCCGUAUCCGUACGUGGGUUCUCCACUUACAGCUGUCAUCUCCUCUUCUGCUGCUGAAUGCCACACAUCCAUCUGGUCUGCGAAAGUGAGAGGGAACCAUGCCAAGAACCAGCAGGCUGAGCUCUUUGCCUGAGUCUGGACUGUAGCCAUGCUGCCUUCCCUCCAGCGAGGCUCCAGCAUGCUCUGUCACCCUUUAUGUCUGUCCUUUGCUUCCUACUUCUCCCUCACACCCAACCUACUAUUCACUUAGUCUUUCUGUCUCCUGCUUUUUCUUGAGCCUCAAAUUCCCUCUGUUCUGCUUGGCACCCCAAGCUAUGCCUGUUGAUUAUAUUUCUGACUUGGCAGGAAUAGUUGGGAGGUCUGGCUGAGCUUUUCUCCCUUCUCUCUCAAAUCGGUCUCCAGGAUGCUGCCUUUUCAGGAGCUUUGCAGUAAUUAAUACUUCUCUAGAAGAGUGACCAUCUCUUGGUCCUCUGCACUCUGUUCCGUCAUCAAAGGGCUUCUGGGUGGAUGUGCCCGUCUUGAAAGGUGGCCUUGGUGAGAAGUGUGGAGCCAAGUAUUCCAGGUGAUCUGCCCCAGUCACCCUACCUCUGGCCUCUGAUUCUCCACUACAUGGCUGUCUAGCUAAUGCAGUGAUGACUAUUCAGAAAACAGCCUUAUGCCUGCAGGUUUGCUUGUUUUGGGAACAUUGUCACCACCAGAAUGGCUGCUCUGAACAAUAUAUGUGGGGACUUUCUCGUGGCUUUUUGAACAAGGAUGCUGGGCACCCUAUACAGCCUUCUGCAUUCAUACCAUUGCAGCAUGAUUUAUGCCUCAGUGUUACAUGCACUGGAAUGUUUUUCACUUCACAUUUCCAAGUAGAAAGAUUAGUGUUACGGAAGUGCCUAACUUAUCCCAGUCGAAAAGAUUUAAAGAUUGUCCUCAGCAUCUUGAAGUUUUGCACAAAAUUCUUUAUGAAGAAUUUUUUAUACUUGGCAAAUGUUAAUGCUGGAAGCCAUAGACAGCUCCUAACACAGGUCCAAAGCAUUGAAUGUAUUGUAUCAUUCAUUGCCUGGUUACAUUAGCUUCCUAGUUCCUCCUGUAGACCACUGCUAAUCCCUUAGAAAUAAGGGGACUGGCACCACUGGCACAGCCUAAGGUGGCAUUACAAGUCUUUGAGCAAGCCAGAGCAACUUCUCUGCCAAAGUCAGCUUAACCUAGACUUUGUUGAAUUAAUUGUUGCCAUCCUAAUGUCUGCCUGAAUGAGUCUGAUGACCUAUACAAGUAUAUCUGCCCUCAGCUGACUUUCUCUGAUCGCUUGCUUGCGUGCUUGCUUGUUUCCUUGCCUUGGAAGCCUAUCCAACAUGCGUACACAAUUCUUUAGGAAAGGUAUUGCUUAAAAAAAAAAAUCCCUGUGGAGGGAUGGGGAAGAGUAGGGAACAGAGGACUGGCCAGGCUGGAUGACUCAAGUCUAAAUGAUGAGGACUUCUUUAUGAAGUACCAGUCUGACUGUGAUCAAGUGGUGUAAUAUAGGAAUUGUAUAAAAGGGAAGAAAUAUUUGAUACUGAUGUGUUAAAGAGGUACUUCAGAGGCUCCUUGAUUUGCAUAUUUAAAUAAAGUUCCUAAGAUUAUGGCUUUUCCUCCCUUUUGGCUGAAUAGCAAACUGUUUUAAUCCACAGUUGUGCCUUAUUGUCCCAUUAAAAUUGUAUUCUUCAAUCCAUCAAUAAAUACUUGUGGUUAAAAAAACUUGAUUGAUUCUGUGUGUUUUACAAAAAUGUUAUGUAACUGAGACUCCUUCUAGUUUGAAAUCACAAAUGAUGUCUCCCUUACUCAGGUUUAUGUCUGUACUAUCAAAUGCAGAUCUAAUCGGCUGCCUGGACAUGCGAAGUGGAGGCAUUCAGGUAGGGUUGGUGCUGUUUUCCUCCAGGCAUAGUUUGUCAGCCUUGGCAUUUCUGAUUCAUUCCAGGUUCCUUAUCACAGGAAGAACAUUUCCCUUGACAUUUAGGUGCUUUUUAUUCAUCUGGAAAACAAGAUUCUGAACUCAGGAUUUGGCAAAUUCAUUUUAUUUAAGAGAGUUACACAGAGAAAGAGAGGCAGAGAGAGAGGUCGUCCAUCUGCUGGUUCACUCUCCAGUUGGCCACAAUGGCCGGAGCUGCACUGAUCCGAAGCCAGGAUCCAGGAGCUUCCUCCAGGUCUUCUCAUAUAUUUCUGUGUUGACUCCUAGAGUGGGUAGUCCUGCUUCCUUUAUCCAGUCACUUUCCUCAUUCUUGAAAUAUGGAUAUUCUUCUCUGCACAUUACCUCCAUGAUUUGGGAUGGAAAAGACUGCUUUUCUUUUGUUCCGCCUCUCAGAUUCAACAGAGAACCCCGUGGCAUGCAGCUGUCAGGCUGACUUCCCCAGAAAGAAAGAAGCCACUGAGAAGGAAUCUUCUGCUGCAGUUUUCCUAAUUAUAAAGAAAUUAUUUUACACACUGAAGGCUGAUGUUUAGUUUGAAGCAGGUGCUUAGGUAGGGGUACUUGUCAGUUCUCUACCUGUUGUUCCAAACAAGAAGACUAAAUAUAAGGAUCGGUGACUGCAGAGCUUGUCUUCCAGAGCAGCUACUACCGUGAGGAGCACAGUUAAGACCGCAGCAGUAAAUUCCAAAUCUGCAUUUGAAUUUGAAAUGAAAAGAGAUGCUAAAAGUGACAUAUUUAUAUAUUUGAAUCCUGGCUCAUCCUGUGACAUAGAUUUCCGGGAUAAGAUCAAAGGUCCAGUUUAGCUGUUAAAGAAGAGUGAGGACAGGAUUUCAAGGUUCAUUUUAUGUGUGAAUAAACCACCACAGUUUCUUUUCAAAUACACAUUUUUACAUGUGUAAAUCCACAUUUUUGGAUAAAAAGAGGGAUUUUUCUCCUAGAGAAGAAAGUUGUUGACUUCUUUCUCAGAAGUCUGAACGGUUGAGUUUUUACGAUGUGUUUUCAUUGUUCUAAGGAAUGACCAGAUUGUGCAGUGGCUAACCCUGUGAAUGAAUGCUUGGAUUUAGUUGCAAGGAUGCUGAAAGAAAGCAAAAGUUUUGUGUUCAGUAUGAAACCUAUUCACCUCUCUAGAUGGGAGGCUGCUGUGUUAUAAAUUACUUAAUUUUUUGUGGACUCUUAAUAGCACAUGAGACUCUUUUCUGUGUUGCUAUGGCUAGAAUAAAAAUGGCAUAAGUGGUUUUUCAGUUCGGAAGAUGUGAUGGACCUUAUAAUAUAACCUGCCUACAACUUUGGACAUAGAGGAAUGAAAAAAAAAAAAAAAGUAUCCAUAUAGUUCCUUUCUCCCAAGAAAAAGAAACAAAGAUAUCUUAUGUAGCACCACUGACAUUAUGGCAUUUUGUAUUCUACCCCACAUUUUAUAUAAAAGCAUAGAUGACUCUUUCUUCAACGAUGGGUACCUGGAUGUGUGAUUAGUUUUUCUGGGUGAUAAGGGUAAUGUUUGAAAAGACUGGGACUCGGGUGCCUUUCCCCAGUAGAAACUGAACUCAAAGAAAGGAUCUCAGAAGCAAUGUGCCCAAAUUUGUGGUUGGGUCAUUGUAGAUUCAGAAGAAAUUCAGGGUCUGAAAAAUCUCAAGAAAAAUAGUUUCAAUAAGAAAUAUGGAUCUUCCUUUUUUUCCCCCUUAGCAGUUAACAGCAGUUGAUGAACAGACUAAGGGAACGCAGUCCUUGCUUCCACACCAACAGAAGACCAUUGGAUGAGUUCUUCCAUCUGUACCUAAGAGUAAAUUCUUUGCUUAUGAGUCUUUGUGAGUAAAGAAGGAUAUUUGAAUUUUUAGAUGAAAUUAAGAACAGGUAGUGUUAAGUCCUCUCUGUUUUCUGAAAUGUUUGUCCAGGGCCUUGCAUGCUGUGAUGUUGGGAACUUGGGGCAGAUUUACUAAAAUUUGAAAGUAAUAGAAAUGGCCGAAACAGGAUUGGUUAAUCAAUCUGAAUUGGAAUAAGCUUUUUAGUAAACUAAAUAGUAUAGAUAAAUAUAAUUUAAUUGGGGUCAGUUCCUGAGUGGUAAAGCAUAGUAGAAAUAACUUUGGUAAAAGGUACUUAAGUAUUUCUCUUAAGAGACCUCCCAGCCAUUUCUUGAUGCUUUCCUUUUAGUACUUUAGUAUCAUUAAAGACGGAAUGGAGCCCACAUACACAGGUUCCACUGGUAUGUUGAGAAUAUUGGAUCUUGGAGAAUUUGUUUCUCCCAGUUGUCUGAUACCCAUCUUCCCGUGUCCUUUUCACACCUUUUCUGAGUAAGUACAUUUGGCAGUGAAACCAGUUCUGACCCACUGUUUGAACAGGUGUUAGACUCAGAUCACAGCUCAAAGAGCCACUGAUUAAUGUUCUCUUUCAAAUGUUACUGCAUCUUCCAUGGUUGAUACAAGUAGCACUUAAAAUGGGUAUAUUCCAGUUGUAGUUACCCAGUGCUUACCUAACACAUCUGGUUUUUUUUUUUUUUUUUUGGGGGGGGGAUGUCUAUUUUGCUCCUCUUGGUGGCAGAAGGUAUGUCAGGCAGGACUGUACCUCAGUCUGCAGCUGUGCCUCCUUUUUCUUUGCUCAUCCAUGUUAGCUGGCAUUUUUUCUUUUGAAAAGUUCAACAAAAGCGGGAUAUGUGCAAUAGAAAUAUAUAUAUGUAUAUUUUAAUACUUGUGGACAAAUGUUACAAGUUGUUUAAGAACAACAAAAUCACCAAUGUCUUCCAUUUUGAGAUGUGUAUAGUUUUGUAAGCAUUAGUGCUUGGUAGCAUAUUGUAGUGCCAUGUUAGGGGUUAGUGCAUGAGCCUAGUAAUAAUUUUAAACUUCAGGAUGAUUUAUUGAUAAUAACCAAUAGUGUAAAAAGAGUGGAAUAUCUAGACCUUUUUUCAUAAAUAUCAGAAUCUUUGAUACUCUCCCUGGGGAAAGGAGAUUAAGGCCAAAAAGACUCAUUUAUAAAUAGAAAUCGGGGUUUGCAACCUGAAAUAUUUUGAGGAUAUUUAAGUUUUUCAUGAGGUAGCUGGAGACCAGCUGCCUUUGUAUCCUUUGAAACCUCAGAUCAGAAUGAGACCCCGUUUCAUGAUUCUGCUUUGCUUAUUAGUUUGAGGUGAGCUUAUUCUUAACAUUGUCUUCACAUUGUAUGUUUUGAGUUCACUAUUUUCCCACUCCAUUUACAUCAAGAAGUUGUUUUACAUUUUGCAUGUCUUACUGAAAUGCUAUGUUAAUUGCUUCAGUGAGUGUUUUUCUAGUCUGCGGGCCAUUUACGUUUCCUGUCUGUAGCAUGUGUGUUAAUGGAAAACACUGUCAAUAGUUAGACUGUGCUAGAGUGUUACUGGCUCUUCCUUUUUCUAAAUCUGCUGAAUUGUGUAUUGACAGCUUUUGGACCUUUUCUUGAGAACUGGAAAUGUAGCCUACCUAGGUUUUCAUGCGAUAAGUGGACUGUUUCCCUUCGUUUUAAUAAGCCUCGGGCAGCUUCCACUUUUUACUUCCCAAAAUAAGUUGUUUUGUUCUGAAAGCACAGAUAGCUAGCUUUCCUGUAAAGCUACCUCAAAAAGCUGCCUUGCGAACUUGGAAGUGGCAGUUUUCUGGGGUGAUAUGUAAAUCUCAGUAUAACAGAGUCCAGGAUUUGUUGACGGAUAUUCUACAUGAGUAUGAUAGGAAAUGCAAAACUAUUUGAAUGUGGCAUAUCUUGUACAGAAGCAAGCUAGACAAGUAGACUGGCAGCAGAGCUCCAGAGACUUAGCUUUACAUUCAGUGCAUGGAUUUAAAGUAGUUGUACGCUUGGUUCCAGUAGUUUGGUGCCUGAGAGAAUUCAUUUUUGAAAAGCAUUUAAUUUUUUUAAAUACCUCUGAAAAAGUAAUGAAACAAAAGGUACAAAAUAGCACAGUAUAUAGGAAAGGAUAUUUCCUGUUGCAAAAAAAAUUUUAAAAGCCAUAAAAUGAACUCAUAGUUUUCAAGAGGUAGCAGUUUCGUAGCAAUACCAGUUGUGCAUGUGUAGUGAAUGGCAUCAGCAUGGCUGUGCAGUAGAGUGAGUGAGUGAGUAUUGCUUGAGUUUGUGGGGCUCUCUAAUCAAGAGAGUUACACAAAAGAAAAGAGAGAUUAUAGGUGAAGAUCAUAUAAAAGGUACUUUGUUUUAAAACAGUAUGAAUCUAUAUGAAUGUAUAAUUGUGUGAGAAAAACUUUUGUUUGAGGUUAAAGGCCAAUUUGUUUCCGCAAGCAGAGGGUUAGAGCCCUUGUAGUGAAACAUUUUCUAGUGCUUAGUUUGGAAACAAAUUUGCUUCUGCAAUCCCAGUGACUCCAACCUGUGAGAUUAUUAAAAUGUGCCAUUUAGCAACAGGCAUUUACUCUAUAGAACGGGUACUUUAAUGCUUUCUUACUUCCAUCUUUCUCCAAUGGCCUCCAGGUACAUUUUUAGAAAGGAAAAGUGUGGUGUACGUAUGUUUAGGAUUGAAAAAAGCAAACCUGGGAACAUGGAUCGGCUUUUCCUCAUGCUUAUGGUUAGAGAAGUUAGGAUGUAAAGGUGAAAAACAAAAAGGAAUAGCCAAAGACUCUCAACUGGUUUUUUAAAAGCCUUGUUUAAUGUAGAUGUGCUGAAGCCUGUGGUCUUCGACUACUUAUUCAACAAGAAGAAACUGGGAAACUAGUUUCUGGAUCUGCAGAAUCACACAGCUCACAUCAGGCCAUAAUAGUGGAACUAGAGUGACUUGACUUCCCUUUACCUCAUGUCCAUGUUGGCCAUCAGCACCUCAGAGAUCCCUGAAAAGACUGAAUCUGUGUCCCCUUGUUUUCCCAGGGGAAAAAACUAAAAGUGGUUUAGAUAGAAGAAUAUCAUGAAUAUUUAAUUCUUAAAUGGCCACUCCAGCAGACAGGGAAAAGUCUAUUUUAAGUUGAUUAUAGCUCCUCUUUAAAUGUCUUAUGCCAUCAGUUGGUGUUAGACGUUGGAACAACAAAGCAAUACUCACACAUUUGCAUGACCAUGGGAACACAACUACUUAUUACAGUGGUGGCAACAGUUGAGUUACUUGCAACAAUUAGGUUACCCUUGACAGCCAUGUUAAUAGUUCUAAAUGCUAAAAUACGCCACAAGUUUUUGUAGACUCAAAGCAUGUAAUUAUUUUUUUGAGAGUUGUGGUCUCAUGUUUACUUUUUAUGUACCUAUGAUAUGCAAAAUAUGAAGAGACCCCUGGCCUUCAGGAGUUUACAUUCUCAUGGUGCUGCUGGUGCAAGCAAAUUGCUUCUAGUUCAUUUAGAACAUUGCUUGGCUAUUCUACCACAUUUGGAAGGAUCCCCUGACCAACAUUUUAAAAAGCAGAGGGCUAUGCUAAAUUUCAGGGCACUGAUAUUUGCGUUUACAUUGUAUUGGCUCUGCUCUUCAUCAGCCCUUCCCCCCUCCCCUGUAAGCUGUGCAGGUACUGUUUAUUGCGAAUCAGACAAGAAACCAUUCUGCCCAAGGCACCUUCACCACCCCACCAGACCACCUGUAACUUAGCUGUCAAUGAAAGGCCAAGAAAACAUACUCUUUCCUAAGACUGUACAUCUCUUAGGUUUUUCAUUUCCCAGUUUUUACAUUAGUAUUUGCCCAGAAGGGCCAUGAUUUGCAUAUGAGCCUUUUAUCUCAACAGUGGUCCUAAUUUUAACCUUUUUUGGUGUGUGACUUGUACCUCUGUUCUGAAGUAGCAUUGUGGUAUAUGUGGAACACCUGCUUGAAUUCCUAAGCAAUUAUUUUAAUUCAAAAUUUCUGUUGGUACUUUGCAUGUAUCCUUGUUAUUUCCCAUAAUUCCUCUCAUGGGGUUUCUUUGCAUGUUUAUUAAAACUGGGUUUGGUUGAAAGUGCAAGCGAAUAAUAGCACUUUCAACUCCGAUUUUAAGAGUAUUAAUAUUCUAAUGCAUGAGUGAAAAUGUCCAAUACUACGUGGUUACUAGUAGUUUUAUAUAUGCAUUUAUUAAUAAUGAAGCAAUAGACCUGAAACAAUAGCUUGAACUUACUGUUUAGAUUAUUUUUCAUUUUCUAAUUAAAGAUUAUCUUACUUCCAUUGAAAAUAGGAAGUAGAAGAUAAACAGGGGCAACCACAAGACAUUCAAACUGUCAGAGCAUAAUAAUGCUCACCCUCUAACCUCUUUCCUGGUUCCAUUAGUCCCCAUGCAUGUUUAAAAAUAAAAGGCACAAAAUAAGCAUGUUGAAUGAAUACGCUGCUAUGGAUAUUACCAGAAAGGUGCAGAGUUUUAGGAAGGGAAGGAAAGUAGGGAAUGCUAGUAUGGCAUGUGUAAGAUAACUAGGUAUGAGGUUUGUGUGAUGCCAUUUCUGUAGACUGAGGUUCAGGGUCUCUUAAAACUAGUAGCUUGGAAGUGAUUCACUCUCAUGGUGUAUGCAGAUAUAUCCAGUGUUUCAGAAUUUUCAGUAAUGAGGCAACUGUUAUAUGGAAGGUUCUGGUACUGACCAGUUGUAAAAGAACCCUGGCACAAGGGAGACUAUUCCAUUUUAUAGAAAUAGUCCUGAAAUACUGACACAUCUAUGUUUUGGGUUCUCAUUAUUGUGUUUAUAUUUAAAUUUUUUUGUUAUUUUUAAUAGCCAGAGUGUCAUCUUUGAUAGUUUGGUUUUUUUUUUUUUUUUUUGCCACAAGUUUUGAUUCCAUGUAAACAAAGUUUUCCUACUUGAAAAAACAUGAAAAACCUGAUUUUACUUAAUGAAACAAGACAUUUAUUGUCAUAGAUUAAAAAUAGUGCUUGAUAAGAUUUUUGACUUUGAAAUAACCUAAGUGAGUGACUAUGACAAAUAAUAUAAAGUGAAAGGAGCCUUCGAGAAUUUGGGAUCAGACUAGAUGACUUUCAAUAGGCUCAUUCCAAGUUUCAUGUUCUGUCAUUGGAAAAACACUGCUUCAAAGUUAUUUUAACUUCAUAUUCUUUGCUGUGGGAUUUUUGUAACAAAUACCUUUGGGAAUAGAUUAAGUGGAAUGGUAACAGUGAUUUGGAGUGGAACUUGUCAUUGUGAUAUCUGGUUUCUCAAGUGUAAGAAGUGAGAUGUUGUCUCCUAUAUAUAAAUUUUCUCUCUGCCACUUAGUAAUAAUAUGUCUUCUAGCCAAUAGAGAUUUAAGGUCAGAGUUUAUAUAAACUGUUCCCAUUGUUCCACUGAAAGGCUUAUUAAAAUAAUUAUCAGAAAACCAAAUAUCACAGAUUUUUCCAGGGAUCCAUACUCCUAAACCUUUGAAGUCAGCAUGGGUACUUUAAGGUUAGUAACUAUUUACAGGUUUUGUCUCCCUUGGUGACGGAAUGGAAUGCCAUUGAUUAAAAUAUAUUCUCCCAAAGGUUAAAAAAAAAAGCUAUUCUGGCAAUACGUUGUAAUCAGUAGUUUGGGAACACACCUUAAAGCCACACAUUUCUUGAAUAUUAGCAUGUCCUUCAUAAUAUAGUUUAUUUACUGUCCAAUUACAGGGGUUGUUCACUAUGCUUGCUUCUUCUGCACAUUCUUCAUUGCACCACUGGUAGAUGCUAAAAGAAUUUCAUUAAGUAUGUUUGAAGUAUUACAAAGGCAGCUUGCUUUAUAAUCUAUGCAUCUUAGGGAUUUCUGAAGAAAUUUUAUUCGUUGAUGUAAAAAAGAAUUGUAAGAGUUGGAAACUCUGCACCUGUGUGUGUGUAUAUACUUCUUAGCAAUAAAGCAGCAUGGGCUGAGAAUGCACUGAAACUUCA